This is a messenger RNA of Larimichthys crocea (large yellow croaker), 1349 nucleotides long. It is a transcript of the gene fam168b, whose product is annotated as family with sequence similarity 168 member B. The transcript has 7 exons. The coding region runs from base 180 to 788 and encodes 202 amino acids. NCBI's taxonomy places the organism in Eukaryota, Metazoa, Chordata, Actinopteri, Sciaenidae. The record is from RefSeq and is a predicted model, not a curated record.
UUUUAUAUUCGCAGAACACGUGACACCCCACGGAAGUGACGCGGAGUGCUCAAAAGAGUUCAGCAAAGCAUCUGGGAGCAAAACACCAGCUAGCUAAAUAUCACUUUACAGCAGGAGAGCAGCGGACGGGACUAACAGACGGUCAAAACAGUUCACACAUCUGCGAGUAGACGACGACGAUGAAUCCAGUGUACAGCCCUGCGUCAACAGGGGUCCCCUUUACCAACACUAAGGGCAUAGGCUAUCCAGCUGGAUUCCCUGUUGGCUAUGCAGCAGCUGCUCCAGCAUACACUCCUAAUGUCUAUGCAGGAGCAAACCCAGCCUUCCCCAGCGGCUACGCUCCAGGCACUCCUUUCAAAAUGUCCUGCUCUCCCAACACGGGAACUGUCCCACCAUACUCCUCCUCACCCAACCCCUACCCUGCUGCUGUUUACCCGGUCAGGAGCACCUACCCCCAACAGAACCCCUAUGCACAGGCGUUAAUACCCUCACAACAACAAGGCACUUAUUACACACAGCCUCUGUAUGCUGCGCCGCCUCAUGUUAUCCAUCACACAACAGUGGUCCAGCCAAAUGGGAUGCCUGCGGCCAUGUAUGCUCCGCCCAUGCCUCCUCCCCGCCACAACGGCGUCGCUAUGGGGAUGGUAGCCGGCACCACCAUGGCCAUGUCAGCUGGAACUUUGUUGACAACUCCAUCACCAGCGCCUGUUGCCCCACACCAAGUCACGAUGCCCACAUAUCGGCCUCCUGGCACACCUAGCUACAGCUAUGUGCCCCCGCAGUGGUGAAGAAAGGGAAGCGGCCGAAGAUGGUAGAUAUGCAUUCACACUCUACUCCAGUGUUUUUUGCUAUUGGUGAAGACCUGCGCUGCCAGCGUCUGCAACCAGUUACUCUUCUUCCAGCAUAAUGUGAAUCUAAAAAAAACCCAACUACAUAGAAAGAGGCCCAUUUUGGAUAGGGGGGGGUGAAGAAUAGGCCCAUCCCCAUGACCCCCUCUCAAUGGAAUAAGGCUGCAUUCCAUGUCACACCCCAGCGCCAGCACCUCUACAACCUGCUGCAUAUCUCACAUCAAACAGCAAAGCCUCCAUGCAAAAUUUUAUUGUGGACUGUCAUGCAGGUUUUUAUAGCUUAAACUCUUAAAGUGGUGAAAAGGGAGUCUGGAAUUGUUUUUUCUUUUUUUUAUUAUUUGUUUUUUAUUUUAUUUGGGGGAUACAUAUGAUGUUGAAUGCAUGUGUAUAUAUAGAUAUAUGAAGUAAUGCUAGCUCAAUCUACCUGCUGUGACAGAUGCAAAAUCAACAAAAGGCACACAUCCAAAGGAACUAAAAAAAAAAAAAAAAAAAAAAAAAAAA